This is a messenger RNA of Peromyscus leucopus (white-footed mouse), 3924 nucleotides long. It is a transcript of the gene Slc2a3, whose product is annotated as solute carrier family 2 member 3. Lineage: Eukaryota; Metazoa; Chordata; Mammalia; Rodentia; Cricetidae. The transcript is spliced from 10 exons. Gene Ontology annotation, cellular component: membrane. Bases 354 to 1832 code for a protein of 492 amino acids. The record is from RefSeq and is a predicted model, not a curated record. Gene Ontology annotation, biological process: D-glucose transmembrane transport.
CAGAACCACAGGGAGGAUGUGGUAAAAAGCCAGAGGAGGGGGGAAAUUGAUUGCUUGCGAAGGCGAGGGGGCUGGGGGAAGGAGCCGUGACGAUCAGAUAACAGAGGUCACUGAAUUCCGGAGGUUAGAGGUUAAAGGCUGGAAGCGGGGGUGGGGUGGGCGAGCAUGGAGGCUCCACCCUUUGCAGAGAUUAUAAAUAGGUAGGCUGGGCUUCUGGCUGUGGUCCUUGUGAUGGUCCUCAAGCCCUCUGACUGCUGCUGAGGACCCAGAGAGCUUGCUGCCGCGGACUGGGAAAGGUGUCUCUGGAACCUACCUCUAGAUCGUCCUUAAGGCUUGAGAAGUAGAUUGGGACCAUGGGGACAGCGAAGGUGACCCCAUCUCUGGUGUUCGCCAUUACUAUCGCCACAAUCGGCUCGUUCCAGUUUGGCUACAACACUGGAGUCAUCAAUGCGCCUGAGACAAUCAUAAGGGACUUUCUCAACUACACUUUGGAAGAAAGGCUCGAAGACCUGCCCAGUGAGGUGCUGCUGACCACCCUCUGGUCCUUGUGUGUGGCCAUCUUCUCCGUUGGUGGCAUGAUUGGCUCUUUUUCUGUUGGACUUUUUGUCAACCGCUUUGGCAGGCGGAAUUCAAUGCUUCUGGUCAACCUAUUGGCCAUCACUGGUGGCUGCCUUAUGGGCUUUGCCAAGAUAGCGGAGUCCGUUGAAAUGCUGAUCCUGGGUCGCUUGAUUAUUGGCAUCUUCUGUGGACUGUGCACGGGCUUUGUGCCUAUGUACAUCGGAGAGGUGUCUCCCACCGCCCUCCGGGGUGCCUUUGGCACACUAAACCAGCUGGGCAUCGUCGUCGGGAUUCUGGUGGCUCAGGUCUUUGGUUUGGACUUCAUCUUGGGCUCUGAGGAGCUGUGGCCGGGGCUGUUGGGCUUAACCAUCAUUCCGGCUAUCCUACAAAGCGCAGCCCUUCCAUUUUGCCCCGAAAGCCCGAGAUUCUUGCUCAUUAACAAAAGGGAGGAAGAGCGUGCUAAGGAGAUCCUCCAGCAGCUGUGGGGUACCCAGGAUGUAGCCCAGGAGAUACAGGAGAUGAAAGACGAGAGCACCAGGAUGGCGCAGGAGAAGCAGGUCACCGUGCUGGAGCUCUUCAGGUCACCUAACUACCACCAGCCGCUCCUCAUCUCCGUGGUCCUCCAGCUAUCUCAGCAGUUCUCGGGGAUCAACGCUGUAUUCUAUUACUCAACCGGAAUCUUCAAGGAUGCAGGUGUCCAGGAGCCAAUCUACGCUACGAUUGGAGCCGGUGUGGUUAAUACCAUCUUCACUGUCGUUUCUCUGUUCCUGGUGGAGAGGGCGGGGAGGAGAACCCUGCACAUGAUUGGCCUGGGAGGUAUGGCUGUUUGCUCCGUCUUCAUGACCGUCUCUUUGUUACUAAAGGAUAAGUAUGAAGCCAUGAGCUUUGUCUGCAUUGUGGCUAUCUUGGUUUAUGUGGCCUUCUUUGAGAUUGGACCAGGCCCCAUUCCCUGGUUUAUUGUGGCUGAACUCUUUAGCCAGGGCCCCCGCCCGGCUGCCGUGGCAGUGGCUGGCUGUUCUAACUGGACCUCCAACUUUUUGGUUGGAAUGUUCUUCCCCUCGGCUGCAGCCCUCAUGGGACCCUACGUCUUCAUCAUCUUCGCUGCCUUCCUCAUCAUAUUCCUAAUCUUCACCUUCUUCAAAGUCCCUGAGACCAAAGGCAGGACUUUCGAGGACAUCGCUCGGGCCUUCGAGGGGCAGGCACAGGCUGGGAAGACCUCUGCGAUGGAGAUGAACAGCAUGCAGCCUGUCAAGGAUACCCCUGGCAAUGCCUGAGGCGGACCUCCCUCCUUCACCUCCCUCCAACGUGGAAAGCAACCUCCUCGAAGCGGGGAGACCUCAUCAGGAUGAACCGGGACUGCUUCUGGACGCUGCUAAUCGAUCCUUUUCUCACCCCACACACUCUGUGAACACUCAGCUGCACCCAUUGCUGGGGUUAGCCGGAUCACCAAUGGCUUGUUAACUGUUUCCUUUCUUGGCUAUUUCUCUUGUAAUCUGAUCGGGAGAGAUUGAGUGAACCUACCUUCAUGUCGGGAGGGGGGCGGCUUAGGUUCUAGGAUCCCCUUCUCACCUAGGGAGCAGGAGUGGGGUGCAGCCCUGGCCCCCCAACCUCAGCUUGCCUGAAAACAAUCUUCAUACCUAGUGUUUUGGGGGGGCAUGGGGAUUAAAUGAGAGCCCUCCUCACUUGUUACAGCUCUGCACAGCUAAGUAACUUGAGUUUUAUUUAUUUUAUCUUCAGGUUUUAUUGCAUAAAUAUUUAUUUUUUUAAGUGUAAUUUUACCAAAUAAUGAAAGAGUUAAGGAAAUUGGGUUGGAGGGAGGUGUUUAGAGAGAGGUUCUAGAGGAGAGAAAGUUUGGUGCUGGAGGGGUGAUGGUGUGGCGUGAACGGAGAACAGACUUGAUUUAAUGGUGGCGUGUGAGCUGCUUCCAUUCUAGACAAAGACUCUUCGAGGGUCUUCCUCAGGAGAGUGAGUGCCUGUAGGAAAAGGCUCACAGCUCUCUGUGGGCCUUUGAAGAUUAGAGUUUUUAUGUAGUGUUACUUGAAAUCUCUGCUUGUUACAAAGGCGGGUUUUGGAGUUAGUGGUGUUGGUGGCCUUUUGCAGAGUCCAGAGAAAGGAAGGCUUGCAGAAUGCCUCUCCUUCCCCUGGGCCAAGCACCUCCUUCCUGUCCUGAUGAACUAACGGUUUCUUUUCCUUUGGUCACCCCUACUACCCUCCCCCUGGUGAGCGAGCCAUAGGAAUGAGAAACUUAAAUGCAGUAGCUUUCUAUAGGCAUUUCUUAUUUCAAUUUUGUUUCUUAAGAGAUUUUAUGUGUUGGUUUUGUUUUAUUUUGGUUUAAAGGGAUUCAUAGCUAACUUUGGAUUUUGUUACCUCAGCUCUGGGAGAGGGUUUUUCCUGAAUGAUUACUAAUUACCUUGUCUGAGUACCUUGUUGCUCUGUGGUCAUGGCAUGCUCGUCUAUGUCGGUUACACUCUCAGGCUACCCAUGUCACCAUGUUCCUGUGAUAGUGCGCUGAGUGCCCGAGGGGGCCUUGACUCUGCUGGACACAUUAGGGACGGUGGAGUGACAGUGUGCGGGGUGGCCCGAUGGAGGAUGUGAAUGUACGUGCACUGGCACUUUGCUCCGCUGUUCAGUGCCCACUUCCUUCGCUCCGGGAGCUCUCUUUUGCUCGAAUGUAUGGAAACUCAUCCCUGUGUUUAUGAGCAGCAGUGCCUCUGCCUGCCGGCUGGGGUGUGCACCAGGAUUAGAGUCCACAUCCGGCUCCCUGUCCUUGUUGGAGAGGGGUCCUUCCUUGAGGUUGAGGAUGGAAGGGCCAGCCUCACUCUCGCUGGGAGGGAUGAUGGGAACAGGAAAAGUGUGAGGUCAGGGCUCCUGGAGACCCAGUUGUGUGGAGAGGGACUAAGAAGCAUGGCGUUGUGAUGUGUUGAGGAAUGCCAAGAUUCCCGGCUGACGUGGGUCGUCACGGAUCCCUCCACACCAUCCCCUCAUUCUCCGCUAAGUUCAUUAAUGGAGGUGGCCCUGAUGACCCCUUUUCCAUCGGUCACUGGAUCCCUCUGUCCCUCUUGGUGCUUACACAUUCCAGACCCUUAGGCAACCCUUUGCAUAGAACAGUAUUUCAGUACUCAGUUUCAGUUCCUGUUCAUGACUCCUUAUGGUCAUUGAGACCCGGGGUGAAAACUCAAAAGCUAUGAAGAGAGCCUUUGCUGGGAAAAGUGGCUCUAACUUACCUCUUCCGCUCCUCAGUGAGCUGGCAGUAUGCUGGGUAGAACUUUUCCAUUUGUCAAUGGCCAGGUUGUGAAUAUUUCCAUAUAUACUUUCUAUUAAUGUUACUGUAGUUUCUGUUUUGAAAUAAAGAUUCUGAAUGUAUAU